AUGUACGUGCUGACCCUUGGCAUCGUCUUCAUUCUCGUCGCUUACCUCGAGUGGCUGAAUCACGGCCUCACGAUCGCGUCCCGUGGGAGCUGCCAUGAUGCGGCCGCCAGGCUCCAGCUGAUGGCCUUGCAUGCGCUCCGCGUUGCGCUGGCGCUCAUCGUGAUGCUCGCCGCCAUGUCCUUCAACGUUGGUGUGCUGAUGGCUGCAGUGUUGGCUCACGCCCUGGGGUUCUUCCUCUUUGGCAGCUCUGGAAUGCAAGAGAUCUCGCAGAAGGGAGACUCUCCUCCAAUGAGCUCUGUUUGA
Molecule: messenger RNA, 303 nt
Organism: Phoenix dactylifera (date palm)
Lineage: Eukaryota; Viridiplantae; Streptophyta; Magnoliopsida; Arecales; Arecaceae
Source: RefSeq, a predicted model, not a curated record